CACGUGUAACAAGUACAGCAGGCUCCUAAAAGGCAGUUAAACUGUAUGACUGUGUAAGCUCUUUAGACAUUUCGGUGCUGUCAUAUCUGGGAUAACACGGGGAGGCUGGGAGACUGCCUCGGCAGGAAUUUAAGAUGCCUGCACAAAAAAGUAAAGGAAAAGAUGGGAUGAGCAACUGGAUGUCACAGCUACCACCUGAACUUCACACUGUUCCUCUCUUUGAGCUGGCCCUACCAGGAAGCCAUGACUCAAUGAGUUAUGACUUGGAUAUCAACUCCUCUAUAAUAGAACCUGAUGGACUAAAAAGGCUCAGCAAGAUUUACUGUGUGCGUAAAAUAGUGCGCAAAUGGGCCAUCACUCAGGAAGCGACCAUCACAAAGCAACUGGAUGCAGGGGUUCGCUACUUGGACCUGAGGAUUGCACGCAAGCCAAAUGACACCAACCCCACAAGGCUUUACUUUUACCACGGGCUGUACACGCGGGCUGAUGUCGAGACUGUUCUCAAAGACAUAAAUGACUGGGCAGGGACACAUCCAAAAGAAAUCGUCAUCCUAUCAUUAUCCAACUUCAAAGGGUUUGACAAAAAGAUUGAAAAGCAACUUCACACACAUCUACUCGACUUCAUCAAGACUUUGUUUGGAGCCAAACUUGCCCCUGCAUGGGAAAAACCUACCCUGAAGAGUUGCUGGGACAACGGCAGAAACAUCAUAGUUUCAUAUGACUAUCGAGCACAUAAGCAUGUUGAUAUAUGGAAAAAAAUCAACUAUUUCUAUGGAAAUAGCAUGGAGCCUGCAAAAAUUGAAGAAAGACUCUGUCUCGCUCUGGAAAAGGAAAGGCCUGACCAGCAUUUCUUUGUAUGUGGCUUGAACCUGACACUGCCACAUGAUGCCAGGAUCCUCAAGUACAUCCUUCGCAUGUGUGACAACUUCAUCAACGUCAUACAGAGGAGUCUGCCAAAGCUGCUGCAAUGGGUGAAACAGCAAUCUUUCAAAAUGCCGAUUAACAUUGUUGCCUCAGAUUUGGUGACUCGAAACAACUUUGUCUCAACAAUUGUUGAGCUCAAUUUUAAAAAGGUGAAUGCAUAAUUAAAACCCUGUAGUACAUAGUGCUGUGUGCUGUAAACUGAUUGGAUUCAUUUAUUGGCUAGUUGUGGUGCCAGUUUCAAACAUCUAUGUUUCAUUCAGACUGCAUAAUUCAAGUUCAAGAAAUCAUUAAUUCCUUUCAAUUCAUGGUAUCUGCACUGUUUUAAAUAGCUACAAUGACGCUGUAGAUAUCAUGAACUGGAAUUCUGCUUAGUCAAAAUAUAAUUACAGACAUCUUUAAAAUUUUGACUAGGGAAUGAUGCUGCCCACAUCUGGAAGGUAGACCUUUUUAAACAGACUAUAGUACUGCAGCCAUAAACACAUAUGACAAACUGUUUCACUGCCAUGUUACACCGGCCUGACACUGAAGUUCUAGUAAAUUUUGACUACAAGUCUAUAAUUAAGGAAGGUGUGAUUUGGCACAACCUCUUUGCUGACAAGCUCUCUAUUUUAAGUCAUUUUUAGCCAUCUUCUCCACCACAGCAGCCACCACUACUUCUGCUAACAGUUUUCAAAGGCUUUGCUGGGCCAAUAUCCAACAGGAAGCCUCAUAUAAGCAGCAUCAUUCACAACAAUUCAGAUUAUUCACAAUGACAAUUGAGGUAUCUACAACUACUCUUUUCAUUAGUCCACACUGAUUACACAUUUUCUAACUGUGAUUUUGGCUAAUCAGAGAACUCUGUUAAGCGUUAAAAUGGCUUGCCAUAUUCAAUGAUCCCUUUCCUCAUUUUUUAUAACAUUUUGAACAGUCACAAACUGAUACAAGUUCUGAAGUUGUGACAUCAGCUAGGUCUGUAAGAGUUUAUAGCUUAGGCCUUAGCGUGGCUAUUUGGAUUGGGCCUCAGAGUGCUUGUUACCACUGACAGUGAAUGUAUCUGAAAUAUGCAUCGCCUUAAUAAAGUGUUGAAUGGAUGCAG
Molecule: messenger RNA, 1999 nt
Organism: Acanthochromis polyacanthus (spiny chromis)
Lineage: Eukaryota; Metazoa; Chordata; Actinopteri; Pomacentridae
Product: PI-PLC X domain-containing protein 1-like
Exons: 7
Coding region: 135-1085 (316 amino acids)
Biological process (GO): lipid metabolic process
Molecular function (GO): phosphoric diester hydrolase activity
Source: RefSeq, a predicted model, not a curated record